Messenger RNA from Pseudo-nitzschia multistriata, 2109 nucleotides. Lineage: Eukaryota; Bacillariophyta; Bacillariophyceae; Bacillariales; Bacillariaceae. The record is from the annotation of a GenBank genome assembly.
CGUUACCUGGUACGGUCCGUACAUGUUUGAAAUGUCUACGAAAAGUUACAUCUUCGUACAGUUUAUACUAUCGUAGAGUAUCUUCAUGUAUGCGUGAGAGUACGUACAACGUGUGCGCGCGCACAUGUUCGCCACACGAAAAGAUUGGAAAACAGCGAGAGCGUACCGAUAAGGUAGCAAACGGUUGCAAAUGCAACAACGGGACCGGACGCAGCGCUUGGGUCUUCGCUACGCCCCCUCCAGUACAGGGCAGGACGCAAUUGCAACGAACUACGCCACACUUGCUGAUAUCAACGAUGACAAUGGCGACGCUUCGCACCUUCGUUCGACGGGCUAGCCCCCGUGUGAUGGCAGUGUAAGUACCCAAAUGCACAUGUUAGUUUUCGCCGUGAACACAUCCUCGAGCAGAGUUUUUUUUGGAGGUCUUUCAUUUCAUCGGAGGGCUCGGAGGUGCCGAUUCGAGUCGCGCUAUUGUCGCCCGAGCCAAAAGGACAGGCUUGUGUCUCGCAAUAGCUUGCAAAAUGGGAUUCGCACUCUGGAGGCGACGAAAUGUUUUAGAAUUGUCUGCGACAGAUUAUAUUCAAGCAUUUCAAAGUCACAAUGCUCUCUUAGAGGAUGGAUAGGAGUAUAGCUCUACCAUGGACUUUCGUUCUCACACGUUUUUUGCACUCGCAUGCACAACGCUCUCUGCGGUUUUGGCCUCACUACAGUGCCACACAACAGACUCGUGGUAUGGCCACUGAAAAGCAAAGUAAGUGUUUAGAUAUCAGUCAAAUUAAUCGCACUUACAUGAAGUAACGAAACUCAACUUCUCGUUCUAUUCCUGUCCAGUUUUCAACCAAAUCCAAUCGACGAAGAACAUCAAGAAGAUUACGUCGUCGAUGAAGAUGGUUUCCGCCGCGAAAUUGAAGGGUGACGAACAACGCCUAGCAGCUGCGAUCCCUUUCAACAACUGGUCCUAUGAAAUUUACUCCGAACCUACCUUGAUUGAAGACGCCACUUUCGAGGAGCUUCCCCAGAAGGUUCUCGUCGUACCAUUUACUUCCGACAAGGGUCUUUGUGGUGGUAUCAACUCGUUCAUCUCUCGUGGAACCAGAGAUAUGGUGAACAAGUUGAAAGCCCAAGGGAAAGAAGCCGAUAUCGUUAUUAUCGGAGACAAGGGACGAUCCCAAAUGCGAAGAACCGUUGGUGAACACGUCGUGCGGUCCGCAACGGAGGUCGAAAGUCCCGGAACCUAUGCAUUGGCUUCUGCCCUUUCGACCGAGCUAAUCGCUGCCGGCGCCGAGGAUUACGAUGCCGUCGUAAUGAUUUACAACUCUUUCGUCAACGCUGCUGUAUACAAUCAGAUGUACAAGGUCGUAACCCCAUUGAAACCAAGCGAAGAUGGAUCCGAAAUUCUCCCCACGUACGACUUCGACUCUGACAAGGCCGAGUCUAUGACUGACUUGUACGAGUUUGUUCUCUCCACGCAGCUCUUCCACUGCUUCAUGGAUGGUGCUGCAUCCGAACAGUCUGCUCGUAUGACUGCCAUGGAAAACGCUUCCAACAACGCCAACGAAAUGAUUGACUCGUUGACUCUUCGAUACAACAGAGCUCGUCAAGCCCGUAUUACCACGGAACUCAUUGAAAUUAUUUCCGGAGCCUCUGCCAUUGAGGAAUAAAUAGAGAUGUGAAUCCUAAUUUAGUACGAUAGGAAGAUGGAACGAUGCGGUGAAAAAUUAAAACUAGGAUUCGUCUGAUCACAACAAUAGAAGCCAACCACUGUUUUGUUUCUAUGAUUCAUUUCAUCAAUACUUACGACGGUAGGCCAAUGGAUUAGCCCGCAAGAGAAAUAUCGCGGAUAUCAAUGAUCACUGGGGAUAUUUGUGGUUGUCUCGGCAUUCGAAAGACAUCAAGUUUCUGCCAGAUGUUUUCUGCUUGAAGCGGUGGGCUACACAAUUUUCAAUUGCUUGCACUACUUUUUCUUGCACAUUGAUUAGCGCUUUAUUGUCCUUACCGACACCAAAGAUGUGCAUCUUAUCAACUACGAAGACGAUUGAAACUUCACUCCAGUCAUGUGAACUCAGCUACAGAGCUAAUCAGCUACAGAACUAAACGUAUAUUUUACAA